Messenger RNA from Strongylus vulgaris, 633 nucleotides. Lineage: Eukaryota; Metazoa; Nematoda; Chromadorea; Rhabditida; Strongylidae. The record is from the annotation of a GenBank genome assembly.
AUGAAAUCACCUUUGCUGCUGAGACACUUCAUUGUACUUGUUGAGGUUAAUGCGCACCUGGGAAUGACAAAUAUCUACAUAAAUUGGAAGGUGGAUUACGCUGACCAGUCUGUUCUUUUCGUCGUGACUCAGGAAACGCUGCUACUUGGAUACGUCAUUAUAGGCUUUUCUGAUCAUGGAUCAUACAAUAAUUCAGAUAUAUGCAUCUACAACGAAGGGAAACUUAGGGAUGGCUACAUUGACGGCAAUUUUCAAAUACACUUUGAUCGCAGUCAAGAUUGCCAGCUGGAGAAGAGACAGAGCAACAAGUUCGCUUUUCGAAGAAGAUUUGCAACGUGUGACUCCAGGGAUUUUGCCUUUGAAACAGGAACCACACAAUUCAUUAUCGCUGGAGGUUUUGAGUUCACCCGGGAUUUCAGCAGCAGUUCUGUCAUGAAGGUGAUGCGAUACGGUGUUCUUAUUGAUAUGGAAGACACUGCGAGUCCAGAAGAACCAGUGGGAACCCAUUUCAAAGUUCUAGCUGACGACGCGCUGAUACCCAAUGUAGUCACCACGUAUUGGUGUAUAAUCGAAAGAAUACCGCCUGAACUCAGCAAUCGAAAGCAUCAUAUUGUCCAGGUGCGUUCAUCUUGA